This is a messenger RNA of Oxyura jamaicensis (ruddy duck), 545 nucleotides long. Its product is annotated as zinc finger SWIM domain-containing protein 6-like. Lineage: Eukaryota; Metazoa; Chordata; Aves; Anseriformes; Anatidae. The annotation marks the transcript as partial. The transcript has 2 exons. The record is from RefSeq and is a predicted model, not a curated record. Gene Ontology annotation, cellular component: Cul2-RING ubiquitin ligase complex.
GCUUAAUUGUCCUGUGAAUUCCUGCAGAUGCCUGCUGAUUUAAGCAAGUUUGCCAAUUGGUCUUUUCAGAUUCCCAAGAAAAGAAGUGAUUUUCCAAUAUCUUUCUGUAUUCAAAAAGGCACAUUUCAUAAGCAAGUUCAAGUGUUCUUGCGGCUUCGGUUUUGCUCAUGAGUAACCUAAUGUAAUAAUGAUUUAAUGAAAAAGGAUUUCCUCCUUAUUUCAGGUUGCUAGUAAUGGAAUCUAUGGCUCCUUCAGGAGACAUGUCCCGUCCACAUCACAUUGCAUCAGUUGUUCCAAACCGGUAUCCCCGCUGGUUCACCCUAAGUCACAUCGAAUCCCAACAGUGUGAGCUGGCAUCAACCAUGCUAACAGCAGCCAAAGGUGAUGUUAGGAGGCUGGAAACAGUGUUACAAUCCAUCCAGAAAAAUAUCCACUCCUCAUCACACAUCUUCAAACUUGCCCAGGAUGCAUUUAAAAUAGCAACACUCAUGGAAAGCUUGCCAGACAUCACUCUUCUGAAAGUUUCUCUGGAGUUGGGCCUUCAG